UAGCAUGACUUUGCAGUUUUCCAAGUUUUUACAAAGAUACGAAGCAUGUCGGUAGGACAGAUAGAGCAAAACAUUUCUUCUGGCUCUUUCUGCAAAAAACGGAAGAAAAAUCGUAUGUUUCUUUUUUUAUCAGUAAAAGUAUUGCUAAUACUUUUAUUGACAACUUCGUAUGAGAGUUUCUCUGCAUUGUGCAUUUCUCGGGUCACUUACAGAUCGCAGAAGGCAUUGAUUACAUAAAACACUUUACGUUUUACGUAAAUUACAUAAAAGACUUAACGUAUAUUUCCCCCCUUAGGCUAUUAACGGUGCUUAUCUAGUAUGUGUGUGAAAGGUCAAUCAAGGGAACUUCAGUUUAAGUGUUGCAGUGUGACUGUCCACAUCUAAUUAGUAUGGUAAUAAAAUUAUCUAAAUUUUGAAUCCCGGAUUUCUCAUUACAAUUAUGAAUUUUAGAACCUUGUUUUUAUUCCGCGAACUCACCAGUGGAAUAAAACACCGUGAACACGGGUUUUUAUUGGAGACGCGAUUUAUUCAAAUUUGUUUCAUAAACAGCAUUCUCUAUUUUGCUGCGACUUGACUGGGUUAAUUAUCCAGUGGUAAAGUAUCAUUAAGUUUACUACUCAUCAUGGAAAACAGUUAAAAAUGCGUUUAAUAUUUGAGUGAUAGAAUUUGAUGUUUAAGAAACAGCGUCGGAAUGCGAAACCAUAUGUAUAUCAUAACAUUUUCAUGCUUUUUUACAUCUAUGUGAAAUAAACUAAGCGUCCAGCAAAAGUAAUUUAUUUUGUCACGAAGGCUGCUUUGCCAUUUUCUGUAGCUGUCGCAGCUGAAUCGGAAAAAACGAGGAUUUUUAGGGGUAGAAAAGAAAACAGGACACUGAGUUCAAACCCGGAAACGGAAAUAUCAAACAAAAGGAGACGCUCUCUGGAAAAUGUAACAUAUUCAAAUACACUGAGUAGUGAAGAAGAACUGCUGUUAUUUAACAGACAGCUCCUGCAAACUCGUACAUCAGACAGGUGCAGGCAUGAAUGACUUUGCUGUUCUCAGCACGGGGCGGAAGAUGCCUCUAAUUGGCCUGGGAACGUGGAAGAGUGAUCCUGGAAAGGUGAAGCAGGCUGUACAGUGGGCCCUUCAGGCUGGCUAUCGUCACAUUGACUGUGCUGCCAUCUACGGCAACGAGUCCGAGAUCGGCGAGGUUCUUCAGGAAAUGCUAAAACCCGACAAGGGCCUGCGGCGUGAGGACGUGUUUGUAACAUCCAAGCUGUGGAACACAUGCCACCACCCUGAGGAUGUGGAGCCCGCGCUGCUGAAGACACUGCGGGAUCUGCAACUGGAGUACCUGGACCUCUACCUCAUCCACUGGCCAUAUGCCUUCCAGCGAGGCGGGGCGCCCUUCCCGAAGAAGGAGGAUGGCUCGCUGCUGUACGACGACAUCGACUACAAGGAGACGUGGGCGGCCAUGGAGCGGCUGGUGGGCAAGGGGCUGGUGCGGGCCAUCGGCCUCUCCAACUUCAACCGGCGGCAGAUUGACGACGUGCUCAGCGUGGCCAGCGUCAAGCCCGCUGUGCUACAGGUGGAGUGCCACCCCUACCUGGCGCAGUCGGAGCUCCUGGCGCACUGCCGUGCCCGGGGGCUGGUGGUGACGGCGUACAGCCCGCUGGGCUCCCCGGACCGUGCCUGGAAACACCCGGAUGAGCCGGUGUUGCUGGAGGAGGCUUCCAUUGCUGCGCUGGCACAGAAAUACAACAAGUCCCCUGCUCAAAUCAUCCUCAGGUGGCAGACCCAGCGCGGUGUGGUGACCAUUCCCAAAAGCGUGACUGAGUCCCGGAUAAAAGAAAACAUCCAGGUGUUUGACUUCACUCUCGAGCCAGAGGAAAUGAAAAGUAUAACGGCGCUGAACAGGGGUUGGCGCUACAUUGUUCCCACCAUUACAGUUGAUGAGAAGCCGGUUCCCAGGGAUGCAGGACACCCUCAUUAUCCUUUCGGUGACCCCUACUGACCCCUCCAGGCCACCACCCACAUCGUGCCUCUGGACUUCCUCUCCUCUGACACUCCUUCCUGCCCUGCUCCUGCCCGUCUCGGAAUAAAGGCCACUUUUAUUAAUGUAGUGCGUUUUGCCUCCUUCCUGCUUGUCUUUAUUGUCUCAGCACUCCCCGUGGAAUUUGCAUGUUUAGUGGGGACAGCACAUGAAAUAAACAUGAUUGUUAUACA
This is a messenger RNA of Lepisosteus oculatus (spotted gar), 2205 nucleotides long. It is a transcript of the gene akr1a1b, whose product is annotated as aldo-keto reductase family 1, member A1b (aldehyde reductase). Gene Ontology annotation, cellular component: cytosol. Gene Ontology annotation, molecular function: aldose reductase (NADPH) activity. NCBI's taxonomy places the organism in Eukaryota, Metazoa, Chordata, Actinopteri, Semionotiformes, Lepisosteidae. The record is from RefSeq and is a predicted model, not a curated record. Gene Ontology annotation, biological process: aldehyde catabolic process.